Molecule: messenger RNA, 1134 nt
Organism: Metarhizium album ARSEF 1941
Lineage: Eukaryota; Fungi; Ascomycota; Sordariomycetes; Hypocreales; Clavicipitaceae
Exons: 1
Coding region: 1-1134 (377 amino acids)
Source: RefSeq, a predicted model, not a curated record
AUGCCUGCCCCGGCAUAUCCCCUCCCUCCAUCUCUGCCCCCUCUCCAUCUUUAUCGCCAUCUCCUCCGUGAAGCUUCAUAUCUCCCGCCCGCUUUCCGAGCCACCAUCGACUCAACCAUCCGGACCAGAUUCCACAAGAGCCGCCAGGAUGGAAUGCACACCAAGAGCCGGCUGGCCAAGGCCGUGUCGACGCUUCGGACCUUGCGGGCUGCCAACAGCGGCGCCAAGAAUGCCAUGCAGAGCUUGAUCAUGAAGGGAUUUGGCAGAACCGGAAGCCGAAGACGGCAGCUUGUGGCGCACCUUGUCAAACCACAAGGUCCUAGCGACACCCAGGCCCUGGAGACAUUGAUGGAGGAUCAGGCUGGGAAAAAGGAGAUGCAAGCACAAUCAGUGCCGCCGGGCGCCUCGAAUGCGAGGCUGGCACGCAAGCCAAAGAAUGAUUUUUUCGAGAAAUGGGAUCGACCCAAGCUGUUGAAAAUUCUCGAAUCGCAGAGGCGGCACCAGAAAGUGACCAAGGGCACAACCAGCUGGCCUGUAAUGGCCGUGAGAACAACCGAUCCCGACCAGUUCGUCCCCAAGACCAACAUAUGGGGGAGACCACCCGCCGAGUGCCUGGUGAGGGCAAAGCGAGCUCACUGGUGGAGAAGGAGCGCGGACAAGAUCAUGCCCCCGCUGGGUAAAGGAGAAUGGGACCUCUUACAGCGACUCAGCCGCGGUGUGCAGGCAGAAGGCGAAUGGGCCGUGCCUCGGCGACGGCAUCAUGCGUCGUCAGAGGUGCCUUCGUCGGCGGAGUCUGUCCAGGCUUGGAAAUGGCAAUCCUAUGCCACCACGCCCGUCGCCAGAAUCGAAAAGCCCAGAACCAUGCCACAACGACGCCGAACCGGACAAUGCGACACGGGUCCUUACGGUGGACAUGAGCGCAGCCAGCACGUCUCAAAUCGAUGGUUCCGCAGAGCCUACAAUAGGACGUGGCAGCUCACCCCGACUUUGGAGCAGGACCCAAACACACUACAGUACUCCCUCUGUUGGGGAACCACGACAUGCAACCUACCGGCCGCAACAACAGUCCAGCAGGGAGUUUUCGAAAGCGUGGACAGGAGAGGAAACAAACUCCGCAAAGAGCCAAAUGUUUGA